AAAAAAUAUAAACAAAAUGAAGGUAACGACGUUUAUUUUCGUACUAUUUGCCACAAUAUGCGCGAUAUUUGCAUAUGUACCACCAAAGUAUGUACCACCGCUACAACGACAUCCGUUUCCAACAUUCCCUGGUCACGGACCAUUCAAUCCGAAAAUUAAAUGGCCAUUCCGUUUAAGACCUGGCAGAGAAGUUUGAGAAAUUUGCAGUUAUACGAACUAUUAUGUGCAUCAUGUUAUAAAUCUGCAACGUAACGACAAUUAAGUAUUAUCAAUAAUUAUACACCGAAAUAAAUUGUAUGCUGA
Messenger RNA from Frieseomelitta varia, 303 nucleotides. RefSeq names its product abaecin-like. The record is from RefSeq and is a predicted model, not a curated record. Gene Ontology annotation, biological process: hemolymph coagulation. The transcript is spliced from 2 exons. NCBI's taxonomy places the organism in Eukaryota, Metazoa, Arthropoda, Insecta, Hymenoptera, Apidae. Gene Ontology annotation, cellular component: extracellular region. The coding region runs from base 17 to 196 and encodes 59 amino acids.